Molecule: messenger RNA, 1131 nt
Organism: Brassica oleracea var. oleracea
Lineage: Eukaryota; Viridiplantae; Streptophyta; Magnoliopsida; Brassicales; Brassicaceae
Product: AP2-like ethylene-responsive transcription factor BBM1
Exons: 8
Coding region: 1-1074 (357 amino acids)
Biological process (GO): regulation of DNA-templated transcription
Molecular function (GO): DNA-binding transcription factor activity; DNA binding
Source: RefSeq, a predicted model, not a curated record
AUGUACAUUCCAGUAUCAGAAUUAGUUAAGAUAAAAAAAGGCCAAACGCGCAAAGGAAGACAAGUUUAUUUGGGAGGUUAUGACAAAGAAGAAAAAGCAGCUAGGGCUUAUGAUUUAGCCGCACUCAAGUAUUGGGGAACCACCACUACUACUAACUUCCCCAUGAGCGAAUAUGAAAAAGAGGUAGAAGAGAUGAAACACAUGACAAGGCAAGAGUAUGUUGCCUCACUGCGCAGGAAAAGUAGUGGUUUCUCUCGUGGUGCAUCGAUUUAUCGUGGAGUAACAAGACAUCACCAACAUGGAAGAUGGCAAGCUAGGAUAGGAAGAGUCGCCGGUAACAAAGACCUCUACUUGGGAACUUUUGGCACACAAGAAGAAGCUGCAGAGGCAUACGACAUUGCGGCCAUCAAAUUCAGAGGAUUAACCGCAGUGACUAACUUCGACAUGAACAGAUACAACGUUAAAGCAAUCCUCGAAAGCCCUAGUCUUCCUAUUGGUAGCGCCGCAAAACGUCUCAAGGAGGCUAACCGUCCGGUUCCAAGUAUGAUGAUGAUCAGUAAUAACGUUUCAGAGAGUGAGAAUAGUGCUAGCGGUUGGCAAAACGCUGCGGUUCAGCAUCAUCAGGGAGUAGAUUUGAGCUUAUUGCACCAACAUCAAGAGAGGUACAAUGGUUAUUAUUACAAUGGAGGAAACUUGUCUUCGGAGAGUGCUAGGGCUUGUUUCAAACAAGAGGAUGAUCAACACCAUUUCUUGAGCAACACGCAGAGCCUCAUGACUAAUAUCGAUCAUCAAAGUUCUGUUUCGGAUGAUUCGGUUACUGUUUGUGGAAAUGUUGUUGGUUAUGGUGGUUAUCAAGGAUUUGCAGCCCCGGUUAACUGCGAUGCCUACGCUGCUAGUGAGUUUGAUUAUAACGCAAGAAACCAUUAUUACUUUGCUCAGCAGCAGCAGACCCAGCAGUCGCCAGGUGGAGAUUUUCCCGCGGCAAUGACGAAUAAUGUUGGCUCUAAUAUGUAUUACCAUGGGGAAGGUGGUGGAGAAGUUGCUCCAACAUUUACAGUUUGGAACGACAAUUAGAAAAAAUAGUUAAAGAUCUUUAGUUAUAUGCGUUGUUGUGUGCUGGUGAACAGUGUG